This is a messenger RNA of Musa acuminata AAA Group (dessert banana), 462 nucleotides long. RefSeq names its product alpha-amylase isozyme 3D-like. The record is from RefSeq and is a predicted model, not a curated record. NCBI's taxonomy places the organism in Eukaryota, Viridiplantae, Streptophyta, Magnoliopsida, Zingiberales, Musaceae. The coding region runs from base 1 to 462 and encodes 153 amino acids. The transcript has a single exon.
AUGAUCUGUAGGGACGACACACAGUACUCCGACGGCACCGGCAACCUCGACACCGGCGAGGGCUUCGCGGCGGCUCCCAACAUCAACCACCUCAACACGCAGGUCCAGCGUGAGCUCACGGACUGGCUGAACUGGCUCAAGACUGACAUCGACUUCGACGGGUGGAGGCUCAACUUUGCCAAGGGUUACUCAAGCAUCGCCAAGAUCUACGUCGAACAGACACAGCCAAACUUCGUGGUGGCUGAGAUCUGGAGUUCAUUAGCUUACGGAAACGAUGGGAAGCCAGCAUACGAUCAGAACGGCAACCGCCGAGGGCUGGUUAAUUGGGUUCAGCAGGUCGGAGGCCCAGCGACGACCUUCGAUUUCACUACAAAGGGAAUACUACAAGUUGCCGUGGAAGGUAAAUUGUGGAGGAUGCGUGAUCCCCAAGGGAAGGCGCCCGCGCCCAUCAUGAUGCGGUAG